AUAAGUAUUCAUAGACAGAAUACAUGUUGCAUUGCAUAUUGCCAUAUACAUAUAGCUCCACUAACAUGAACAUUUAAUGAACGAAUUACUCCAACUUGAGGUAUUUCUAUACAAGUAUCGAACAAAGGUAUCAAGUUGGCAGGAAUUCCAUUCUUUUCGUUUCUAAAAAAAGAAUUCAUAUGUAUCACAAAAUGGGAAAUUUUUUAAUCUCUUUUAUUUACUUACCCUAAAACAAGAAUUGAUUUUUUCUUAAAUUUCAUAUUUAAUAAGUUUGUACUAUUAACUGUUUGUUCUACACCUACUAAUGACCAUCCCAUGUUCCUUUUUUCCAAAAGGUAUUUGUUCAAUUCAUGAGGCUUCACCUAAAAUAUAAAAUUAUAAAAAAUUAAUUAUUAAUGAUUUUCUUACAUUAGAUGUUAGAACUGGACCUUAGUGUUUAACAGCAUAAAAAAAUAUAAAUUUACAUUAUUUUUCAAUAACAGAUUCAUGACAUGGACGGUUUGAUAUUUAAUGUAACAAACUAUUUCAAUCAACAUGACUUUCUCUAUAAAUUUUAUGCUGAUAAACGAAGUUUCAGAAAAAAGUUAGCAACCUUCUCCUAACACCUAAUAUAAAACAUGAAAAUAUGUAAAAAGUUAACAAAUACCUCUGUAAUAUUUAUCCAAUUUUCGGCUGUUACACUGAGAUUUUGAAAGUCUUUAUUUUUUAUUAGACUUAAAUUAGCAAUAACUAGUUCUUUCGCUCUGAAAAUCUCACAAGUACGUGCAAGUCCUCCCAAAUUUGGAGUACUAUCAAUGAGACAUGCUACAAUUAUAAUACCUUCAUCAUCAGAUAAUAUUCUCUUCUGAGAAAUAGAUUCCCUGAUUGUUGGAAAAAUGUCAUUAUGUAAUAAAUUUGCAGAUACAGAGGGGUCAAUUUUCUUCUGAACAUUACUUAGUUCUUCAAUAUUCAUUUCAGAAUGUUUUAUAGAAAAAUCAGCUGUGUUUUAAAGAUUAAUAUUUUUUGAUUAUUUAUAAUAUAAAUGUAGACAUAUUCUGUAAUAUGUAUUAUAAUUGAUACAUACUUGUGGAUUUCAUGAUGUAUAACGAUGUUUUAAUUUCUGAUAAUGAUGAGUUUAAAUUAAGCAUCUGAAGAGGAUGAUUUUGAGUUUGUGUAAAGUUCAGUUGUUUAAAUACAUCUGGACAAAUCCAUUCAUUUGGAUCCAUAUCAGUUAAUCGAGGUAAUUCAAAAUAUAUUGUCUAUAAACAUAAGAAAAAGGAUAAUGUUAUUUAUAUUUUUAUAAAUUCUUAUAAUUUAAACUGUUAUUAAAUUAAACAAUGUUACCUGCAGACUAUAGUCGUCUGAAGCAUGAAACGUGGAAAGGUAAAAAUCAUCUUGAAUUUUAGUUAAACUUUUUAUUGCAUUUUCAUCUUUAAAAUGCUCUACUAUAGCUUUGUAUAAUCCUCUAUACUCAUUAGUAAUAUUAUCACAGUUUAAGCUUUCUAAUAUAUUAAACAGUUGUAUAAAAAUCACCUAUGUUAAACAUAAAUAUUAAUAGUAUUAUUUUAUACAUGUGAAAUACGAAUAGUUAGCUAUUUUAAAUUAUUUAUCAUAAUUAUAUUUAAUUAACUUUCAUGCAUGCUUUGUAUAACAUACUUCAUUAUAAAGUCGCAUAUUAUAUUGCUGUCCUAAGCAGCAAUGCGCGAUGUAUGGUAUUCCCAUCGAAAUAAAAGUACGUUGAUCACUGUUGGAAAGUAACUUUGCAACAUGAUAAAAUAUACAUGCUAUCGAACUAGUACAUCCUGGACGUGUUGUAAUAGCCUGUACAAAUAUUUUAAAUAUGCUUUACAUAUCUUAAUCUUGAGUAACAAGUUUUUUAAAUACCUCUUCAAAAAAUUUCCAUAAUUUAUGACGAAGAUUCUCAUUCUCCACAAAUAUUUUAAUUAGUAACCAUUCUUGCAUUAAUCGCACACUGUGUUGGUUGCUUUCCAAAAUCAUUAGUUUACACAGUAGAUCUACUACAGUUGUUGUAUCUAUCUGCAAAAAAUUAAUUUUAUUAAUUGGAAUUCAUUUACAAUUUUGUUAAUUAUAUAUCUUAUUACCUCAUUCAGAACAGGCUGUAAUAUUAAUAAGGUUUGCAUGAUUCGAUGUUUCAUCUUAUGUGCAUAAGAAUUAUUAAAAUAUCGUUUAUUUUUAUACUCUUCUAACUUCUGUAAAACGAUUGGAAGAAAUGCAGGUAUAAAUUCAACAUCUGUAGUAAUUAUUUUGUGCAAUAGUAUAACAGAAAGUGCUCUGAUACUAGCGUCAUUAUUAUGAUCUCUAUUAAUAAAAUUGAAAAUUUUAGUAAUUAGAAAUUAAAAUGAAACAAUGAUACAAUGAAACUACUUACAUCACUGAAAUAUGUUGUGGAUAAAGACUUUCAUAAUGUUUUAUAAUAUAUGAGCAUGUUUGAUUUUCUAUUUGCUUGUCCUUUCGAAGUGCAUAUCCAUGAAGAAGACACAGUAAUAAUGGUUCUUGUAAAUUCCUUAAGCAGUAUACAUUUAAUAGCUUCAUUUCAUUCAAUAAAAUUGCCUUUAAUUUUGGCACUUUGUUACUUUCUUCAAGUAGCUGACUGAGAAACUAAAAAUUAAUGAAAUAAUUAUCAGGUAACAGAUGUUACAUUUUUGAGACUAAUACUUUAAUAUCUUACAUGAUUCAGAAGAUUUAUAGCAUUCGGAAGUACCAGAAAAUUGCUAUUUAUAAUAACUCCAAGAAGAUUUUUUAUUGAUAAAAAGUACAACUUAUUUUUUGAACUUAACAAGGUAGAUUUCCAAAUUAUAGUAAAAAUAGAUUCUAAAUUUGAUAUGUUUUCAGAAUCAUUUAUUCCUCUUUUAUCAACAAUUAUUUUUAAGGUCACUGCUACUUCUGGGAUGAUUUCAUUUCCUCCCAUUUCAUAAAUGUAUAAAAUAUGUUUAAACCAAUCAAUAUUUUCUGGCCAUAAUUUUACUUCUCUUUUCGAUAAGAAUUGAUUUGUAAGUUUCGCUAAUAACAAAUAGCAAUGCGAGACUAUUUUUCCCUUCGAAUCCAUUUGAUCUUCCUUAUUACCAGAUAUAUAAGUAUGACAUUUAUUUAUCAAAGAUUGUCCAUAAAAUUCUGUAGCAUCUAUAUUUAAUAUGUUUUGAGUAUAAUAUAAAAUAUGUAAUGCAUACAUGUAAUGCAUAUUUGUAAACUGUUCUAUGUUUUUGAGAAUUUGUGCACUAUCAUAUUUAAAUUUUUCAACAUAAUUCAAGAUUUCUGUUUUUGACAGAAUCAAAUCUCCAUUAUUGAGAAAUAAAACAAUUACAGUCAUACAUUUUUUUACUUCUUCGUAAUUACAUUUAAAUGGUAUAUUUUUAUUAUUUUUUAAUAAAAAUUGUAAAGCAUUGUUAAUAUACAGAGAGAGUAACUGUAUGAUUCUUUUAUUUUCCUUUGCACUUAAAUUAAGCAAAUGUGACAUAACUUCUAUGAUGUAAAGAAUAUGUUCAAAAUUGAUAUAAGGCCUUACAUUACAAUCUUUGAGUAAUGAUAACCAAUAAUUUAGUAUUUGUUCUGCUAAACAUAUUUUUUUAUGUAGUAUUAACUCUGCAUCGUACAAGAUAAAAAUAGUAAGGGCAAACUUUGCAGGAUUCAUUUUUAUACAUGUAUCAUGAUGUAAGUGUUCGUCACAUAAACUUUUAAUAAAACUUAAUACUUCUGUUUCUGUUACUGCAAUUUUUAAGUAUUUUGUUAUAAUAUUCCAUGAAAAUGAACCUCUUACAAGAGCUUCAUUAGAAGGAAAUUCCAAUAACAUAUUUAUUAAAAUUUUCAAAUCAUGUAUUCUCUCUAAAGAAAGUGGAACAGUCCUUAUGAGUUCAAUUUGUGAUGCAACUCUUAAAAUGCGUGAAUGCGCAUGUAAAUUCUUCUGUACAAAAGAUUUAAUUGCAAUUAAGUCAUUCUCUCCCCAAGAAUUUGCAGUUUUAUUAGUAACUAUUCUUAAAAUUAACAUCAUAUAAAAUAGCGGAAUAGGAGCCCAUAUUUCCUCGCUUAUUGCUUUUAGGAAUUUAGAUAUAAAUUCAACUGUUUUUUCUCUUAUAUGUACAAGUAAUGUUGUGAUUUCAUAUAGUAUUUCUGGUUCCUUUUGGUACAAUUGACAUUCAUAUAAGAACGUAUUAUUUAACACGUGUAUAAAUAACUUUAAAAAUUGAUAAUCAUAUAAAACUUCAUGAAAUCGACAAACAUAAAGUAUUCCUUGCUUUACUAUAGCAUUAUUUUCAUGCUUUAACAUUCUUUCAAAAAUUAAUAGCAACCAUGUAGUACUGAAGCACUCAUUGCACAAUGCAUGUUCCUUACUCCCUUUCACUAAAUUUGGUAUAUGUGUUAAAGCUGGUGCAAUUAAAUGAUAUUGCUUUUCUUCUAAAGCUUCUAGUACCAAAAAGAAUUUUUGCCUAAUAUCACUUAUUAAUAUUUGUGUUUUAAUUGACUGUUUACAUAUAAAUGGUACAGUUUUAAUUUUUUCCAAAUUUAAUGCAUUUUCAUUUAAAGUGCUAAUGAAAUCUGUUAUUCGUUUCAUUAUAAAUAAUCCUUGUUUACGGUAUUGUUGUACAGGAGAUUUUAAACUUUUUAUCAUUACUAACCAUAAGUUUUCAGUAUAACAUAACUUGUGGUAUAUUGAACUUGUAUUUUUGAACUUUUCAGAAAGACAUGCAUCAAUGAUAAUACUUAGUACACUAAGUAAAUCUUGUACAUCAUCCAUUUUAUUUAAAAUAAAAUCUAAUACAGCGGGUACAAUUUUAUCAGGUCCAAAAGUAUUCAUUAAUUUUGGGAAUAUUGAAGCAAAAGAUUGCCAUUCUCUAUUACUUUUUAUUUCUAGCCAUACUUGUAUAUCUUUCUGAUAAUACAAAUAAAAAUUUUCCGCUAAAUGUGACUCUGUAUUAUUUUUUAGCAAUUGUUUUAAUUGCAAUGAGUCCAAAAAGCAUUCCAGUAUUUUCAUAUAACAUGAUCUGUCUUCAUUAUCCAAUGAGAUUAAUAAAAAUGAUUUUUGAAAAUUCAUUAGAUGUUGUUCAAGACAUUGUAAAUUGCAAAAGAGCACUGUAUAUAAAACUAUAAUAUCAUAUAAAAUCGAUAAAUCUGUAAAACUCUGGAAUUGUUUUCUCAAAUAUAAAACAUUUUUUAUUUUGUUGAAACAUAGUUCAUUUGAUACUGUCCUUGCAUAUUUUCUUUCAGAAUUAAAUAGGAGUUGAUAUUCGUAACAUAAAAUCGUACGAAACGUUUUCAAUUUUUUUAUAUCCAAAGUAUCCUUGUUUACUUCGUCGAUAUAAUAUUUAAUUAAACGGUGUAAUAAUGAAAAUGGUUCAUCCUUAAAUGCUGUAUCUAAUAAUUCCAAUAUCGACAAAUCCGUUAUUGGAAAAUGCACGUACCGUUUGUGUAAAUCCAUUGUGUUACAGUGGUUACCAACUCUGUUUCAAUUGGAACUUAAUGUCAAUGUAUUUAUCUUAUAAGAAUAUUCGUGUUUACGCAAGUUAGAUGUAUCGUAUUUUAGGAAAAAUAACUUGACAAAAAGUAUGUUUUAGUAAAAAAUUAUAACUACUUUUUUAAACUUAGAUAUUAUUUUACCUUAUUAAAAACAGUACAAGUUUUUAUUUUAUUCAUAUGUUAUUGUAUAUAAUAACAAUAUGAAUCUACAUAACCAAUAAAAGUACACGUGGGUACCUGAAAAUAUAUGUAUAAAAAAAUUCUUUGUUGUAUAAUAAAGAAUUUUAUAAUAUUAUUAAAAUAAAGAAUUCUGUUUUGGCAAUAAAAUUCAUGCAUCUCAAGCUAUAGUGACCCUCAAUUACGAAGGGAUUUCAACACUCGCCAGUUUCAGAGAACGUUUGUAUUUUCUGACAGUAAAGACGAAUGAAGCAGAGUAACUUCCUGAAAAUCAUUAGCUUGGUCAAACAAGUGGUCAUAAGCCGGCACAUAAGUUUGACAACGAUGGCUAAAAGUAAAUUUGAAUAUGUAAAAGAAUUCGAACGUGAUGACUGUUGUUUGCCAAAUUGUUGGAUUGUGGUUAGAAUAGAUGGGAGAAAUUUUUCAAAAUUUUGCGAUGCUCAUCAAUUUACCAAACCAAACGAUAUAGCCGCCUUGGAAUUGAUGAAUCGAGCGGCUAUUACGGUUAUGGAAGAUUUCAAAGAAAUCAUUUUAGGUUUCGGUCAAAGUGACGAAUAUUCGUUCGUUUUUCGAAAAGACACACAACAUUACAAAAGAAGAGUUUUUAAAUUAAUGUCAAAUGUAAACUCCCUGUUUACAUCGGCAUAUGUUUACCAUUGGCCUCGGUUUUUUCGAGGCAAAGAAUUAUAUUAUCCACCCUCCUUUGACGCACGUGUUAUAUUAUAUCCAACUGAUAAAAAUCUAAGGGAUUAUUUAGCUUGGAGGCAAGCGGAUGUUCAUGUGAAUAAUUUAUAUAAUACUUGUUUCUGGAAUCUCGUAUUAAAAGCGAAACUUACUCCAAGUCAGGCAGAAGAAAAACUUAGGGGUACAUUAGCAUCACACAAAAAUGAAUUGCUUUUUCAAGAAUUUGGUAUAAAUUAUAAUAAUGAACCUCCACUUUUCCGAAAGGGUACCACACUUAUAAGAAAAUUAGUACCUGAUGGAACUGGUCGAUUAAAACCAGUAGUGGUUCCACUAGUAGACGACAUCAUUGCAGACCGAUUUUGGAAAGAAAAUCCAGAAGUAAUUGGAUUAAAAAGUUUAGCAACUUACCAACCUCCGAAUCUAGUUAAUAAUACAAACAUGAAACAUGUGAAUAACGUUCCACCACCACCAGGUGUUAAUGCGAACUCUAUGAAUGAAGAAACACAUCCCGCGAGAAGUCGAGAAUCGGAUGGUGAAAAAAUGCAAUGUGAAAAUGAACGAAUUUGUAGAAGAUAAGCAGUGUUUUAUUUUUAUAUAAUAAAUUUGGAAAACAUCCUAACGAAAAAUACCGGAAGUUUAUUUUCGAUAAUUCGAAAAUAUUUUCACUUUUAUUACAGUAAUGGUAUUAUAAAAUUUUAAUUGUUGGUGAAAGAAUUUAAAGUUACAUUAAUAAUUAUUAUAUUAAUGUUUUUUAUAUUUUCAUAAGAUAAAUAAUAAUAUAUUUGUGUAUUUAGAUGUACUUCUAUAUACACAUGUAAUGCGUGUAUCUAUGUUACAAAAAAAUUUGUUUAAAAAAGGGGAUGUGUAGAUAUACAUAUGUCAAAUAUUUUUCGUUAGGAUUUUAUAUUUUAAAACUUAUUGAAUUAAAAUAUUGUAUUUUCCAAUAGUAAAG
Nomia melanderi (Alkali bee) is the source of this 7261-nucleotide messenger RNA. It is a transcript of the gene THG, whose product is annotated as tRNA-histidine guanylyltransferase. The record is from RefSeq and is a predicted model, not a curated record. Gene Ontology annotation, molecular function: magnesium ion binding; tRNA guanylyltransferase activity. Lineage: Eukaryota; Metazoa; Arthropoda; Insecta; Hymenoptera; Halictidae. Gene Ontology annotation, biological process: tRNA modification.